Messenger RNA from Dermacentor andersoni, 391 nucleotides. The record is from RefSeq and is a predicted model, not a curated record. NCBI's taxonomy places the organism in Eukaryota, Metazoa, Arthropoda, Arachnida, Ixodida, Ixodidae.
GUGAACUGCUGUGUUCAUUCAAACGCCGUCUUUGAAACGGUGCAGUUGACUGUGCGCCAUGCACUUCCUAGCCGAGAACAACGCCUGCCGCCAGACCCUCCUGCACCUCGUCUCCAGGGACAAUGCCAUCGUGGCCGAGCUGCUGUGGCUCUCGGACGUAGUGUCUUCCAUUUUCAAGCUUGACAUCCGCAACGACGUGGCCGAGUACGGCGACAUCCUCCUCGACUACAGCUACUUCAAGGUGAUCGACCAUUUUGAGAACAAAAUAAAAGCAAAUGAGCAUCUAAUAGACCGGGAUGAAGAGUUACGGGAGAACUACACUGACAUCCUCUUGCGGUUCUACUUAGCAUUUGAAAGUAUCCACAAGUACACCAUUGACCUAAACCGGUGA